AUGGAAGUGGAACAAGGCACGUUCCCAUUGCUAGGGACCCUUGGGGCUAGUCAAGCAUCCGGUAGUGGUUCAAAAGUGGUUCAAUCUUUGGCUCGCAUCAACGUCGAUACGUCGGAGACCGAUUCGCUACUUGCCAUCGAGAAGACACAGUCGGCGAAAUCCCCAGCUUAUGGUUAUUUUUUACCAUAUGGUCAAGUUGUGGAAGAACUUCUCAACAAACACAUACUUGCAAGCACUGGAAGGAAACCCUUCCAGUCGACGAGGUACAAGUACCUCGACAGCUGGAAGGGUGUCCUUCCAGUCGACGAGGUACAAGUACCUCGACAGCUGGAAGGGUGUCCUUCCAGUCGACGAGGUACAAGUACCUCGACAGCUGGAAGGGUGUCCUUCCAGUCGACGAGGUACAAGUACCUCGCCGGCUGGAAGGGCUUCCUUCCAGCCGGCCAUCUCCCCUUCCGGCCGCGGGUAUCCUUUGGGAUACCCGGAUACCCGCCGGCGAUUUGCGGAAAAGGGGCCAUCCGCACCCGCUGGCGGGUAUCCGUUGGCACAGGCGGGUAUCCGCCAGCGGAUAACGGGUAUCCGCGACGGAUACCCUUCGACCAUCUCUAG
This is a messenger RNA of Puccinia graminis f. sp. tritici CRL 75-36-700-3, 609 nucleotides long. RefSeq lists its product as uncharacterized. NCBI's taxonomy places the organism in Eukaryota, Fungi, Basidiomycota, Pucciniomycetes, Pucciniales, Pucciniaceae. The record is from RefSeq and is a predicted model, not a curated record. Bases 1 to 609 code for a protein of 202 amino acids. The transcript has 3 exons.